AGAAGAGAGGGAAAUCACGCGAGAAGGGAGGCCAUGCCGAAGCCACCGGUGGCGGAGCGGCCGCGGCUGACGCUGGAGGACUACGUCCUCUUCUUCGCCACCCACAGCGGCAACGGCCUCACCAUCCACCUCCUCAACCAGAUCCUCUUCAUGCACGGCUUCAUCAAGUUCCACAAGUCCAACAAGCCGGUCAUCGUCGACGCGCUCAACUCGCUCGCCCUGCUGCGCCCGCGCCGCUCCACCGUCAGCAUCAACGCGGCCGGGCCCCCGCCGCGCGCCGCGGCCUCCUCCUCCGCCGCCGAGCUCUCCGCGGAGGACGUCAGGCGCGACAUCGAGGCCCUCGGCUGGCGCGCGUGCCCCGUCGGCUCCGUCCUCGCCGUCCGCGCCGGGGCCGCCCCCGUCCCCGUGCCCCUCGCCACCAUGCCCCCGCCCGCCUUCCACCAGCGCGUCUCCCCGACCAGCGUGCCUCGGCGCGUCCCCGCUCCUGUCCGGUUCCCCUCCCGCGGCGCCCGCGGCGCCGGGCGGGGCGGCGGGGGGGAAGAGGAAGCACUGGACCCCGCAGUGCAGGGGGAGGACGGCGGUCAGUUUUCUGCCUUUGAUGCUAAUUCUGAUCCUGGUUACUGGUCCCACUCCUUGCUCAGUUGA
This is a messenger RNA of Lolium rigidum, 645 nucleotides long. RefSeq lists its product as uncharacterized. The transcript is spliced from 3 exons. NCBI's taxonomy places the organism in Eukaryota, Viridiplantae, Streptophyta, Magnoliopsida, Poales, Poaceae. The record is from RefSeq and is a predicted model, not a curated record. The coding region runs from base 34 to 645 and encodes 203 amino acids.